UUUCAUUUUUUUUAACUUUUAAUUUUUAUUAUUAUCAGCUCAUCUCAGGUACAAUUUCCAACAAAUAUAGAAUAUCUACUACUACUAGCAACAACAGUGGAACAAGAAAGGCUAUACAAGACUGGUCAAUCAGCUGAGUGAAAGAAGAAAAAAGAAUGGGAAAAUCAACAGCUUCUUCUUGUUUCAAGAUCAUUACUUGUGGUAGUGAUUCUGUUGAUCAUGAUGAACUUGAAGUUCCUUCUGAGAGUAAGAGCUCAAGCGACAAACGUGGAUGGAGUUUCCGCAAGAAAUCUGCCAGGCAUCGUGUGUUAAGCAACACAGUAGUUUCAGAAACACCAUCUGGGAACAAGGACUGGCCAGAAUCUGCUAACGCCAACUCGCAAAGGCAAUCUAACUCUACCAUUCCAGAGAAGGCAUCUGUCAUCCAAUGGGCAGAUGAGAAACCCCAGUUUUCAACUAUCGAGAAGUCCCAAGUCUCAGUAGACGAGAAACCCCAGGGCCAGGCAGACGAGAAGUCUCAGGUCCCGGAAGACGAGAAGCCCCAGGGAUCGGAAGAGGAGAAGCCCCAGGGCCCGGAAGAUGAGAAGCCCCAGGGCCUGGAAGAUGCAAAGCCUCAGGUCUCCGCAGACGAGAAGCCACAGCUAGUGGAGGUCUCAGUGGAUGAGAAGGCCUUGGUCUCCGAAGACGAGAAGCCCAGCAUCUCUUCAGAUGAGCAGGUCCACAUCUCAUCAGACGAGAAACCCAUGGUCUCAGCCUUGGUGGAAACAAAGCUAUCAGAGCCAGUAACAAAUAGAGUCGAUGAUGGUAAAAGAGACAUCAUUCCGGAUGAACGUAUUGUUGUUAUCCAGACUGCAGUCAGAGCAUUUCUGGCACGAAGAGCUCAACUGAAGCAAAAACAUAUAACUAAAUUGCAAGCUGCUGUACGUGGACAUUUAGUUCGCAGGCAUGCAGUAGGAACUCUGCGAUGUGUCCAAGCUAUUGUCAAAAUGCAAGCUCUUGUUCGAGAACGUCACGCUAAUCGCACUGCAGAAGGAUCUUAUAUCAAGGAGAAGCUAAAUGGAAAGGAGAACUCAGGGACGAAAUCAGAGUUCACAUAUACUUCUAUUUCAAAGCUACUGAGCAAUAGCUUUGCUCGACAGCUCCUUGAAUCAACUCCAAAGACCAAAAGUAUUAAUAUUAAGUGUGACCCUUCCAAAUCCGAUUCUGCCUGGAAAUGGUUAGAGAGGUGGAUGUCUGUUUCAUCACCAGGAAAUCAACCGUCACCACAGUCAGAAUUAUCUGUGGAGCAGCAGGAAAAGGAAACUAGUGAACACCCCAGUAACCUUGUGGAAAGUAAAGUUCAGCUUGAUUCUGAGCCAAUGGAAUCGUUAUCUGCAGUGCCAUCUGAAAGUGAUGAAAAUUUGAUCACUUAUGAUGCAGACAGCUUAGAGUUGCAAACUGACAAUCCAUCACUAUCUCCUCGGACUCAGAAUGUUGAUGAUAAAAUUUCAAGAGAUGACAUUUUCUAUUCUCUUCCUACCAAUUUUGAGGUCCCUGAGAUGGAGCCCGAUUCUUUUUCUGCAAAGACUGAAGUUGAGAGAGAGGAUACACAUUCUCUUGAACCUCUAGACACAGAGAGCAAGAAGGUUUUACAUGGAUCAAGAAAGGCAAGUAAUCCUGCAUUUAUUGCUGCUCAGACAAAGUUUGAGGAACUCACUUCAGUAGCUAAACCAACCAAAGUGUCUGGUUUGUCCAAUCAUAAAGCUGAAGAUGAAUCUAAAGAAGAUACGUUUUCUUCUAUCACUGAUCAUUCAUUUGGGGCAAGGGAAACUGCUCUGUCAGAAAAGUCCGUUCCUCAUAGUACAAGAGCUCAAGUUGGUGGUUCUUCGGAAUGUGGCACGGAGCUUUCUAUUUCUUCUACCCUUGAUUCACCAGAUAGGUCUGAAGUCGGAGCUCAUGUAUUUGAAACUGAACAUCAUAAGAACAAUGGAUAUCCUCACAUUGAAGAUGAUAGCACAAAUGACUUAUCACAGUCCGACUAUGUUCAGGCAGGGAGAGAGGAUCCUACUGAUGAUGCUAAGCAUGCAGAUGUUAUGGUCAGUUCAGAUCUAUCACCCGAAGAGCAGAAGCCUGAGAACAAUUCAGUUAACGUUCAAAUAGAGCAAGAAGCUAAGACGGAUCGGCUAUACAACGCAUCACCAAACGCAUCUCCAAGGAGCCAUAUAACUGUCCCUGAAUCUGAAGGGACACCUUCUAGUCAAGUGUCAGUGAAUCCUAAGAAGACAAAAAGUAGUGAAAAAAGUGGAUCAAUUCCCAAGUGCCGUUCUACUGCCCCUGCUGGCAAAAAGUCUCCUUCAAAAUUAAACCAUGCUCCAGGUACAACUAGUUUGGAACAAUUACCUAAGGAUCAUAAAAAUGGGAAACGACGGAACUCGUUCGGUUCAACAAAAGCUGGACAAGUUGAUCAGGAGGCUAGAGAUAGCAGUAGUAGCAGUACUCUCCCAAGUUACAUGCAAGCAACAGAGUCUGCAAGAGCCAAAGCAGCUAUCCCAAAUAGCUCUCCAAGAUCUAGUCCAGAUGUCCACAAUAAAGAUGAAUACAUCAAAAAGAGACACUCUCUCCCUGGUUCAAAUGGUAGGCAGGGUUCACCUCGUAUCCAGCGGUCUCUCUCAAAUGCACAGCAGGGUCCAAAGGGAAAUGGAACUCAAUCUCCACAGGAGAGGAAAUGGCAGAGAUGAGUAGAGUUCCUCUGUGACACUACUAACGGAUGGCGUAUGAUGGGUGUGGCUUAUCGGCACUUCCUUUGGAUGAAUGAUGAUCAUCUGCUCUUAGGAAUUCCACAGCAAAGCCAUGCCCUGGACUAUUAUUUAUUUGUGAAGAGAAAUGUAGAAAGAGAUAUUUUUCUUGUAAAUUUACUAUAUGCUCAUGCCUACUCAAACCCCCCUUUUCUUUUUCAAGGAUUUUGUUUGGGAUGCUUGUUUCUUCUUUUUCCUUUACAUCACCAUUUGUGUGUAUCUUUAUAUUGUGUGCUUUUCUGGCUGAUGUAUUUCUGACUGCUAAUGAGAAGUUUGGGAGAGUUUCUUUCAGCUGAA
Molecule: messenger RNA, 3071 nt
Organism: Lycium barbarum (goji berry)
Lineage: Eukaryota; Viridiplantae; Streptophyta; Magnoliopsida; Solanales; Solanaceae
Product: protein IQ-DOMAIN 32
Exons: 6
Coding region: 156-2717 (853 amino acids)
Molecular function (GO): protein binding
Source: RefSeq, a predicted model, not a curated record